Corticium candelabrum is the source of this 2046-nucleotide messenger RNA. RefSeq names its product arylsulfatase B-like. Lineage: Eukaryota; Metazoa; Porifera; Homoscleromorpha; Homosclerophorida; Plakinidae. The record is from RefSeq and is a predicted model, not a curated record. The coding region runs from base 79 to 1713 and encodes 544 amino acids. The transcript is spliced from 4 exons.
CCCUGUCUGUUGUCCUCCAAGGUUGUGCAGAUCUCGCGUGUACAGUACACAAUAUGUCUCUGGAUCUCUCACACUGACAUGCAUUUGAAGAGAUUCGUCGUUGCGAUUCUAUUUCUCAGUAGUGUUACCUUCAUCAUCGUAUGGCAACACUACCCAACGUCUCAACGGCUAAAAAUCAAGAACAAACGAGAGAAAUCAGAGAAACGCCCAACACCAGAGGAAACCAGCAACUCUCAAUCGAACGAGAAUCAACAUGUAGAGCAAGUGGGGAAGAGGAAAGUACAAAAUUCUACACGAAGCAGACCUCACAUUCUGUUUAUCGUAGCUGACGACAUGGGCUGGCAUGAUGUCGGUUACCAUGGCAGCGAGAUACACACACCACAAUUGGACAAGCUGGCACGUGAAGGACUUAUUCUAAAUCGCAGUUAUGUUCAUCCCAGCUGUUCUCCCACCAGAAGUGCUUUUCUAUCCGGUCGUCUACCUUACCGCAUAGGAAUGCAACGACGAGUUAUACCGUUUGAUCGGUCGUACGGCCUACCACUGAAUGUAACUACGAUUGCUCAGCAGCUUAAAUCUGCUGGAUAUUCUACUCACAUUGUGGGCAAAUGGCAUCAAGGUUUUUGCAAUGUUGCAUACACGCCAACUGAAAGAGGAUUUGAUACUCAUUUUGGGUUUUACGUUGGAUCCGAGCAUUACUUUACACACAAAGUGUCACAGAAACUGAAAGAUGGGCGGAUGGUUGACGGUUUUGAUUUUCGUAACAACAGCAAGGUUGUGUGGAACAUGAAAGACGUCUACUCCACACAUGCAUUUGCUGAUGAAACAAAACGAAUCGUUUCUCAGCAUAACUCAGGCAAACCACUUUUCAUCUAUCUUCCGUUUCAGGCUGUCCACGGUCCACUGGAAGUGCCUAGACAAUAUCUGAAACAAUAUGGAAAUAUUCUUGAUAGAGACAGACGAGUUUAUGCUGGCAUGAUGACGGCUAUGGAUACGGCAAUAGGAAAAGUAAUAGCGGCAUUUAAAACGAGAAAUUUCUGGGAGAACACGUUGACGGUGUUCACAACAGACAAUGGUGGACAUAAUAGACGUGGAGCUAACAAUUACCCACUACGGGGUAUCAAAGGUUCAGUAUGGGAAGGAGGCACGAGAGGUGCCGCUUUCGUUCACGGCACUAUGCUUCACAAUGCAGGACAAGUGAGCAACGAGUUGAUCCAUGAUGUCGAUUGGUAUCCCACAUUCAUGGAAGCGGCCGGAAUGAAGAGUAUAGAAAGUGAAAUCGAUGGCAUUAGCAUGUGGAAGAUGCUGUCACAAGGAGAGAGGAGCAGACGACAGGAAAUAGUGUAUAGAAUUGAUAACACCUCACCCAUAGGAAUGGCAAGCAUUCGUAUCAAUCAGUGGAAACUUAUUGCAUCGGGUGACUCCAAAAUUCCAUGGUGGCUCUCCAUAUCUGGUGACAAUGCGGUCGUAUUGAGUGAGAAGGAUGUAAGAGAGGAGCCACCUCGAGUGAAUGUAGCAUAUCUUUUCGAUGUGGAUGCUGACCCAACAGAAAGGAUCAAUUUAGCGCGAGAGAGGAGAGACAUUUUGGAAAUGAUGAAGGCACGUUUGGCACAACUCAUGCCGUCAUACGUUGAUCCGUUGUAUAACUUACACGGACGCACAACAAAAUGUGACCCAGCAAACUUUGGGGGCGUGUGGAGUCCUGGAUGGUGUUGAGAGUUUUAAGAUUUCUGCUGUUAUUGCUAUGUUUGUGCUGUUUUUAGUUGCGUUGUGUGUGUGUGUGUGUGUGUGUGUGUGUGUGUGUGUGUGUGUGUGUGUGUGUGUGUGUGUGUGUGGUGUGUGUGUGUGCGUGUGUGCGUGUGCGUGUGCGUGUGUGUGUGUGCGCGUGUGUGUGUGUGUGUGUGUGUGUGUGUGUGUGCGCGUGUGUGUGUGUGUGUGUGUGUGCGCGCGCGUGUGUGUGUGUGUGUGUGUGUGUGAAUACAUUGAUUGUAUCAAUCAGUCAUCAUUCAUUUACUUUAAUACCAAAACGCCAACGUAGAUAAUCGAAAA